Messenger RNA from Thyridium curvatum, 360 nucleotides. RefSeq lists its product as uncharacterized. The record is from RefSeq and is a predicted model, not a curated record. The coding region runs from base 1 to 360 and encodes 119 amino acids. The transcript has a single exon. Gene Ontology annotation, cellular component: mitochondrial matrix. Gene Ontology annotation, biological process: mitochondrial respiratory chain complex IV assembly. NCBI's taxonomy places the organism in Eukaryota, Fungi, Ascomycota, Sordariomycetes, Thyridiales, Thyridiaceae.
AUGCCACCACCACACCUGCACCCCAAGUCGCGCAUGACUUCAUCACUGUUCAUGACCACCAUCAUAGUGAGCUUCUUCGUGGUCGGACUACCCCAUGUUCUACCCUGCCCGGCUCCCCGGGUGACCUUCGCCGACGGCGAGAUGAUCGAUGAGAACGGCAGGAGGAGACGGAGGAGGAAACCUCAAAACGCCGAGGUCGACAAGGACGGCAUGGUCCAAUUCGAGUCAAUGAGUACCGAUGCCCCCUCUCCGCAACGGGGUACGGCCAGGGAGUGCCCCGUACCGAAGCCCCGAGGCGUGCUUGGAGAGCUGCUGGGUUUCGGAAAGGAUGAGCACACCCAGACGGACGUUCGCCGGUAG